AUGAACGCCCAAACCAUCCAACUGCUCACCCAGCUCUACAAGGGCCGUCAAAUGACAAUGCCCGAACAACUCAAUCUCUUCAACCUGAUUGAGAGGGCCCUAGAGCGUCGAAGCUGGGGCAUCUACCCAGAGAACAAUGACAGCAAGUCUUCCUUAGACAACCUCACCAUGACCAUGCUAGGCCAAAAUUUUCCUCAUCUCACACACGCCGGCCGGAAACACUUCAUUCAGACUUUCCUGCCCCGGAUUAAGCGUCUCCAGUUCCGCUUCUAUCACGCGAGCGAUUUCGAGACAUGGCAUAAGUCGUUCGCGGAGAAUUUUGGGGCGCAAAAUGUUUGCUUUCCGCAGGUAGAAGAGGUACCCAUGUACGAGGGCACUGAGCGCAUCGAUACGAAGGAGCCGUUGGUCGAUGAGGAGCCGUCGCUCAUGUGCUUCCAUGACUCCUACUUGCUUUCGGAGGGCUAUGAGCACAAGUCGGAUGAGAGAGGAUGCUGGGUACAGACUGCCGCCUGA
This is a messenger RNA of Recurvomyces mirabilis, 513 nucleotides long. RefSeq lists its product as uncharacterized. Lineage: Eukaryota; Fungi; Ascomycota; Dothideomycetes; Mycosphaerellales; Teratosphaeriaceae. The record is from RefSeq and is a predicted model, not a curated record. The transcript has a single exon. The coding region runs from base 1 to 513 and encodes 170 amino acids.